CCUCUUUUCUCAUUAUCUCUCUCUCUCUCAUAACGAAUGCUCCGCAGCUUUUAAAGGGUUCUCACUCUCCGCAAAAUACGACGCCGUUCUCUCAUGGAUCCUCCGAGAAGACACUUCAAGGACUCUCGUUACGCCAAUCUCUUCGAUCUCGAGCCUUUGAUGAACUUUAGGAUUCCGAGGCAUGAAGAGGAAUCUGAUUACUAUGGGAGUAGUAGCCAAGAUGAAACUAGAGGCAAUCAAGGUGGGUUAGUAGCAAACUAUGGUAAUGGUGUUAAACUUGGGAGGAAUUCGAGUUCCAAGAAGAGAAAGAGGUGGAUAGAAGCUGAUGAUGAUGAUGGUGAUGAUGAUGAUGUAGAGGAUGGGUAUGACCAGUAUAGUCAACGUGUUACUGAGGAGCGUUACAGAGCAAUGCUUGGAGAGCAUGUUCAAAGAUUAAAAAGUAGGUCUAAGGAGUCUCGAGGGAACCAUCACGCUCCUUUGUUGGGUGUUCCGGUGAGGAAGAGUAAUGUGGGGGUUAACAGAAGUAGGAAUGAUCACCAUAGCCAUAAGAGAUUCUAUGACGUGGAUGCCUCGUCGAAUUUUGCAGCUGAUGGGAUGAUCCCACAAAGGCGAGGAAGCUAUCGUGAAACGAACAUUACCCCCAAAAUAGCAUAUGAGCCUUCGUAUUUGGAUAUUGGGGAAGGUGUUGUCUACAAGAUCCCUCCGAGUUAUGACAAGCUUGCGGCGUCGUUAAACUUACCAAGCUUUUCAGAUAUUCAUUUGGACGAUUUUUACUUGAAAGGAGCUCUGGAUUUGAGGUCAUUAGCAGAACUGAUGGCUAGGGAUAAAAAGUCUGGAGCUAGAAGCCGUAAUGGAAUGGGUGAGCCUCGAACUCAGUAUGAUUCUCUUCAAGCUAGAGUGAAGGCCUUGUCAGCUUCAAACUCCAGCCCUAACUUUAGCCUCAAGGUGUCAGAAGAGGCAAUGAACUCUGUCAUUCCUGAAGGAGCUGCUGGAACUACUGCACGGACGAUACUAUCAGAGGGUGGUGUUUUACAGGUCCAUUACGUCAAGGUUCUAGAGAAGGGAGAUACGUAUGAGAUUGUUCAACGAAGUCUACCUAAGAAGCUGAAGGUGAAGAAUGAUCCUGCAGUAAUUGAAAAGACAGAAAGAGACAAGAUUAGAAAAGCUUGGAUCAACAUUGUCAGAAGAGAUAUACCAAAACACCAUAGAGUUUUCACAACUUUUCAUCGGAAACAAUCAAUUGAUGCCAAGAGGUUUGCAGAUGGUUGCCAACGAGAGGUUAGAAUGAAAGUGGCCAGAUCAUUCAAACUGCCAAGGAGUGCACCAAUUCGCACCAGAAAGAUAUCUAGGGAUAUGCUGCUAUUUUGGAAACGGUUUGACAAACAGAUGGCAGAAGAGAGGAAAAAACAAGAAAAGGAAGCGGCAGAGGCAUUAAAACGUGAACAGGAGCUUCGAGAGGCACAAAGGCAGCAACAGAGGCUCAAUUUUUUGAUUCAACAGACUGAACUUUUCAGUCACUUCAUGCAAAACAAAACCGAUGCAAUGCCUUCCGAAUCCCUGCCGAUAGGAGAUGAGAAUCUGGUUGACGAAGGUGUCCAAGAACCUUCAGAAGCAAAACUUUCUGAGGUGGAGGAUCCUGAAGAUGCUAAAACGAAGGAAGAGGCCCUGAAGGCUGCCCGAGAGGCAGUGUCUAAGCAGAGAAAAAUAACAGAUGCAUUUGACACUGAAUAUAUGAAGCUACAGCAAACUUCUGAGAUGGAAGGGCCAUCAAAUGAUGUCUCAGUCUCGGGCUCCGGCAAUAUAGACUUACAUAACCCAUCUACAAUGCCUGUUACAUCAACAGUUCAGACUCCGGAAAUGUUUAGAGGAACUCUAAAAGAAUACCAAAUGAAAGGUCUUCAGUGGCUAGUGAAUUGUUACGAGCAGGGUUUGAAUGGUAUACUUGCUGAUGAAAUGGGUUUGGGUAAGACUAUUCAAGCUAUGGCGUUCUUAGCACAUUUGGCUGAGGAGAAAAACAUUUGGGGUCCAUUUCUGGUUGUUGCACCUGCUUCUGUUCUUAACAACUGGGCUGAUGAGAUCAGUCGUUUCUGUCCUGACUUGAAAACUCUUCCGUAUUGGGGAGGAUUACAAGAACGGACAAUUUUAAGAAAGAAUAUCAAUCCCAAGCGUAUGUACCGAAGGGAUGCUGGUUUUCAUAUCUUAAUUACCAGCUAUCAGCUAUUAGUAACCGAUGAAAAGUAUUUUCGCCGGGUGAAGUGGCAGUAUAUGGUGCUAGAUGAGGCUCAGGCAAUCAAAAGUUCUACAAGUAUAAGGUGGAAGACCCUUCUUAGUUUCAACUGUCGGAACCGAUUGCUUCUGACUGGUACUCCAAUUCAGAAUAACAUGGCGGAGUUAUGGGCCUUGCUGCACUUCAUCAUGCCGAUGGUGUUCGACAGCCAUGAACAAUUUAAUGAGUGGUUCUCAAAAGGAAUCGAGAAUCAUGCUGAACAUGGAGGUACUUUAAACGAGCACCAGCUUAACAGACUGCAUGCAGUAUUAAAGCCAUUCAUGCUCCGACGUGUCAAAAAGGAUGUGGUUUCUGAGCUAACUAGAAAGACGGAAGUUACAGUACACUGCAAGCUCAGUUCUCGACAACAAGCGUUCUAUCAGGCUAUCAAGAACAAAAUUUCUCUGGCUGAGUUGUUUGACAGCAACCGUGGGCAUUUUAAUGACAAGAAAAUAUUGAAUUUAAUGAACAUCGUCAUUCAACUUAGGAAGGUUUGCAACCAUCCAGAGUUGUUCGAAAGGAAUGAAGGAAGCUCGUAUCUCUACUUUGGAGUGAUGUCCAAUUCCCUUUUGCCCCCUCCCUUUGGUGAGCUAGAGGAUAUACAUUAUUCUGGUGGUCAUAAUCCCAUAACAUACAAGAUACCUAAACUUCUACAUAAAGAAAUGCUCCAAAACUCUGAAACAUUUUGUUCUUCAAUCGGGAAGGGCUUAUCAAGAGAAUCCUUUCUGAAGCGUUUUAAUAUAUUUUCACCAGAGUAUAUUCGUAGGUCAACACUCCCAUCUGAAAGUAGCGUAGAUCAAGCAGUUAGUGGAAGUGGAGCAUUUGGCUUUUCCCGUUUGAUGGAUUUAUCACCAUCAGAAGUUGGAUAUUUAGCUUUGUGUUCCAUCAUGGAAAGGCUGUUAUUCUCUAUACUGAAAUGGGAGCGGCGAUUCUUGGAUGAAAUAGUAGACUCUUUUAUGGAAUCCACAGAUGAUGAUCUUAGUGGAGAUAACAUCACAAGGGCUAAAACCAGAGCUGUCACAAGAAUGUUGUUGAUGCCAUCAAAAGUUGAAACGAGUUUGUUGAAAGGCAGAGUAGGCGCAGGGCUUACCUCUCACUCAUUUGAAUCUCUAGUGGUCUCUCAUCAGGAUAGGCUACUUUCAAACAUCAAACUCCUACAUUCUGCAUAUACUUUUAUCCCUAAAGCCAGAGCUCCACCGGUAGGCGUUCAUUGCUCGGACAGAAACUCUGCAUAUAGAAUUACAGAGGAAAUGCAUCAACCAUGGCUUAAGAGGCUGUUACUCGGAUUUGCAAGAACAUCUGAAGCUAAUGGUCCCAGGAAGCCGAACAACCUUCCACAUCCGUUAAUACAAGAGAUUGACUCGGAGCUCCCAGUUGUGCAACCUGCGCUUCAACUGACCCAUAGAAUCUUUGGCUCUUGCCCUCCUAUGCAAAGUUUUGACCCUGCAAAGCUGCUCACGGACUCUGGGAAGCUGCAGACACUUGAUAUAUUAUUGAAACGACUUCGAGCUGGAAAUCACAGGGUGCUCCUCUUUGCUCAAAUGACAAAGAUGCUUAAUAUUCUAGAGGAUUACAUGAACUAUAGAAAGUAUAAGUACCUCAGGCUUGAUGGAUCAUCCACCAUCAUGGAUCGCCGAGAUAUGGUUAGGGAUUUUCAGCAAAGGAACGAUAUUUUUGUAUUCUUGCUGAGCACCAGAGCUGGAGGACUUGGUAUCAACUUGACGGCUGCUGACACAGUCAUUUUCUAUGAAAGUGAUUGGAAUCCCACCUUGGAUUUACAAGCUAUGGACAGAGCUCAUCGUCUUGGUCAGACAAAAGAUGUUACUGUUUAUCGGCUCAUCUGCAAGGAGACGGUAGAAGAGAAAAUUCUGCACAGGGCAAGUCAGAAAAAUACAGUUCAACAGCUUGUAAUGACAGGAGGUCAUGUUCAGGGUGAUGAUGUUUUUGGAACUGCGGAUGUGGUAUCGUUGCUUAUGGAUGAUGCAGAGGCAGCACAACUGGAGCAGAAAAUCAGAGAACUACCAUUACAGGUAAAGGACAGGCAGAAGAGAAAACAGCCAAUGAAACGUAUCAGAAUAGAUGCUGAAGGAGAUGCAGCUUUGGAAGAGUUGGAUGAUGCUACUGAACGACAGGAUAAUGGGGAGGAACUUCACCAAGAACCGGAAAUUACAAAACCUACUAACAAAAAGAGGAAAGCCACUCCUUCAAUUCCGAGACCUAGAGCUCCACAGAAAGCAAAGGAAGAAGAGAAUGGAGAAGGAGAUGAUGCUCCUCUUCAACCUCAGAGAACAAAAAGGGUAAAGAGACAAACAAAGAGCAUUAACGAGUCUCUUGAACCUGCAUCAGUUACUCCAACAAAUGGAGAAUUCAACCCAAGUAGCUCUAAUGCAGAUGCUGACUAAUCCUAAGAAUGUUAAAGCUUUAAUAGAUAUCAACUCCAUGCAGGUUUUAGUAAACUUGGUUCCUAGCUUUUAAGCUAAUUGUACAGAUUUUAAUAAAUAAGCUUUUACUCUUUAACCUACAUCGAUCUAAUGGUAUGUACAUGUUUAAAUAUUGUUGGCAAUUCAUAGUGAAUUUUGUUAUAUUGGUUGAUUAUAUUUUGGUAUGGUCAUCCAGACCCUCUCAAGUAAGAUAUGUU
Molecule: messenger RNA, 4904 nt
Organism: Eruca vesicaria subsp. sativa (arugula)
Lineage: Eukaryota; Viridiplantae; Streptophyta; Magnoliopsida; Brassicales; Brassicaceae
Source: the annotation of a GenBank genome assembly